Molecule: messenger RNA, 8361 nt
Organism: Biomphalaria glabrata
Lineage: Eukaryota; Metazoa; Mollusca; Gastropoda; Planorbidae
Product: centrosome and spindle pole associated protein 1-like
Exons: 49
Coding region: 215-5344 (1709 amino acids)
Biological process (GO): positive regulation of cytokinesis
Cellular component (GO): centrosome; microtubule; spindle pole
Source: RefSeq, a predicted model, not a curated record
AAACAAUAUAGAUCUAGUUCUUAGUUAUCUAUUCAAAAUUUGUUUUGGUAACGAAAUAGUAAUUUUAAAUGACUUGAUCUAGUUGGGUUAAGACACGCAUGCGCUUACUUGCCGAAUUCCGACAUUUUUGUUGUCAAGAGAAGCCAAAUACACACAAUAUUGGGCAAAAUGUAGACAGGAUUUAGGGGUUUGUUUUUACGACCAAAGAAACAGAAUGACAGCAGUUGAUGUUGACCUUGACAGUUUCAUAAAGCAACAGAAAGCAAAACUAGCCAAUGAAAGACUGACUCUGAAUAAAAAAUCUGACGGGAUGCCAGAUAACUCAAGGCCACGGACAUACUGCACCAAUAGACUAGAACCCAUGCACCAAGGGGCCAAAGGGAGACGCAAAUGGGGCCCUCCCGUUGACAUUGAGUCUACCAGAGAGACUGAGAAGGAGAACUAUAAGCAGCUAUGGCAUGAUUUGAAGGGCAAAUACAUUGAGCCAUCUAGCAACCGCCAGAGAUGGGGGUCCCCUGUCAAAUUGUCACCCAGGGGCCUUCUGGACACUGAUGCCCUUAUCUUGGAUGUCCAAAAAGAAAAGGAGCGUGCCGAAUAUGAAGAGCUAUGGCGGCGCCAUCAUGGAAUGGAUCCAUCACCACGUGCACCAAUCAAUGAUCGUGGAGCUGGCAACUCUGAGGAACUAGAGCCUACUUUUGACCAGUCACCAAGAAUACUAAACAAUAAAGAGAAAGACGAGUAUAGGCGUCUGUGGGAACAGCAGCAUCCAGAGGUGGUUAAAAAACCCAGCCCUCCUAAAAUGUACAACCGGACAAAAGCACUGGACACUGCCCAGAUCAUCAGGGAAGUAGAGAGAGAAAAAAGAGAAGAGGAAGAGUUGAUGAAAAUGAAGAACCCACUUCUGGGAGGCGGUGGUAAACAAGACUAUAGACAAGGAAACAGAGGAUUAACCAAUGGGCAGACGGCAGGAGUAAACAGAGAUGAGUACAGAAAGUUGUGGGAGGAGCAACAUGCAAAGAGAGACGCGGUUGGGGUCAAAGGUAAUAUAGAAGAUACACGGUUUGAGGAUAGCCAGAAGAACAUUCAGGAUAAAAUAGCAGAGGCCAAAAAAGAGGCUGAAGAGUAUCGAAAGCGUUGGGAAGCACAUCACAAUAAGACAGGGAGGCCUAACUCUGAACCUGCGAUUGAGAAUGUCCUCCCCUUGGGUGGCUAUGAGGCCAAUAGGAAGAAACUUAAUGAAGAGAGACAGAGGGAAUAUAAUGAAAUGCUUAGACAGGGAAAGUUUAAGACACGUUCCAAUAAGAGUGCCCCAUCUUCCGAGCCAGUUGUCGAGGACCCCCUACCUCUUGGAGUCUAUGAAGAGAACAGGAGAAAGCUGAAUGAGGAAAGGAAAAGAGAAUACAGAGAGAUGCUUCAGAAGAAAAAAAUGGGCCCUAAGUCUCAGUGGGUACAGCCAGAAGAGCAAGGAAUGAUUCCUUUCCGAAGUCAGGAGGAGAAGAGAAAGAAACUCAAUGAGGAACGGAGGAAAGAAUACAAUGAAAUGCUUCAGAAGCAUGGACCUCCUGCAGAAAAAUUGGACUUGACUGAGUUAGGUUUAGCUCCAGAGGUUGAUGAGUCGGAAGACUUUGGUCUUUUUCACAACCUCGGAGCAGCAGACAAAAAGCUUAAGGAAGAGAAGAAAGACCCACCCAAUCAGUUAAAUCUCCUGGGACAAAAUAUCUACGACAAAACUAUUCGAAAAGGUUACCAAAGCCGUCUCCAAGAGCAGACGGAUGAUCAUAAGACAGCACUGUUGAUUGCCAAUGAGAGUGAUGCCAUGAAGUUUAGGCAAACUAGCAUUGUUUCCCCUGAAUACAAUGGCCAUGCCCUCAACACACUUGAUUCUAGUUUGUCUGGACACUCUUACCUUAUAGACCAGCGUAUUAAAAGACAGAAAGAGAUAGAUAUAAAACCUUACUCUCUUCAGAAAAUCAAAGAAAGGAAUGAAGAGUACAAUAAGUUCCUGGCCAAUAAAGCGGAGAAGGAACAAAAUCGAUUUGCUGAUAAAAAGCCUGCAGUGAGCCAAGACGAUGGUGUUUAUGCAACAAUACCAGGUCUCAGAUAUUCUAAUUCUGCCCAGAAAAGAGAGAAAGAAGCAGAGAGGAAUAGGGAGUAUAAUGAGAUGUUGCGCCAGAAAGGUGGAAGGAGAAAAGGAUGGGGUACACCAACUUACGAGGAACUGCUGGAGCGUAAGAGGGCACAAGAAUCUCAGUACAGACGUGCCAAUGAUAUUGGUUAUGAACCAACAGGAAACCUGGCCGAGACAGAUCGCAGGAUUAAAGAGCUGGAACAAGAUUUAGCACUUAAGGAUGCUGCACUGAGACAAAGCCGCAACUUUAAUGGCAUAUUGGAAGACCCUUAUUGGUUAAGUCCUAGAAGAUCAUACACAGAGAGGCCUUAUGAUAACUUGCUUUCACGUAUAAAAGAUGCCAGUGGUCUGGAGGAGGACAAAAAAGUUUAUCCAGUUAAAUCCCACCUGGCAUAUCCAGUUGUAAAUACAAAGAAUUACCCAGACAAUAUGAGCAGAAAUCUGCUAGCUGAUGACCUUAACCCUAAUCUUGGCAUGUCUGAACAGCAGAAACGUAAAGAAGAAUACAAACGUGACCUACAAAGGCAGAUUGCUGAGUCAGCUCAAGCUAGAAAAGCUGAACGUGAGCUGGGACUUCUGGUCAAUAACAAUGGCAUCAUUAACCCUGAGCCUGCAGUAGUUUACUAUGAGCCCAGGCCACGGAGAAAAGAUCCAGCUGUGGAGGCAUAUCACACCAAGAUAGCCUCUGACCUGAACAAACUGGAUGAUUUGAGUCCUCGUCCAACAGCUCUGCUAGGUCUUGGUGGAGACAGAAGAAAUGUUGGGGGCUUCAAUCUAGACAUUAACCCUAAUCCGUCUCUUCAGCUGGGGCGAUCAGGAAUUUUGGACUUGGGUUUUGAUGCCGCCCUGAAUCCUGCACGAAUCACCUCCAUGAAUCCUCCCCCUGGUGUUCAGUACCAGCCAUCAACCUAUGUAACUGCCAGCACUGUUCCAGUGAUGAAUAGUUCAGUAGAUGAGGCUUACAACUUCUAUGCCACCAGAAAUCCUUUGGAGCCUGACCUUAACGUUGAGGCUUUGUCAGCUCUGAGAAUAAAGCCUCAUCAAAUCCAUCCUGGCCUUAACUGGGAUUUCCUGUUGCACACAACUCCAUUUGAUUCUGUGCCUGAUUCCUUAGCAGUAAAGCACAAUGAUAUGUCAGGUGGACAUGACCACUCUGGGCAAUCAUGUAAUACAAGCACUGGUACACCAUUGGGAGGAGGAGGUGUUGGAAGAGGCCGUGAUGUUCCUUCUCUCAAUCUGAAUGGCAUUGGAGGGGAUGGUGGUCCAGGUUCACGAGUGCGGUUUAAAGAGCCACGGGAAAAAUCUCCUCCCGCCAUGGGGAUGGUGUUUGCCUCCGAUGAUGAGAAAAAGAAAGGCCAGCGGAAUGCACAGGCAGCCUAUAGGGAGGAACUGGAGAGGCAGAUGAUGGAGAAAAAUAUUAAGAAGAUGAAAGAGAAAGAAGAACAAGAAAGAUAUGACUUGAAGAUGGAAGAGGAAGCAAGGACCUAUGAUCCCUUUGGUAAAGGAGGAGGUGGGGCGCCAAUGAGAGAUCAGUUUGGAAAUGUUAUAACUGAUUUACGUCAGAUAAGAAAUGACAACAUCAACAGAACAGAGAAUAAGUAUUCUCCACGUGACCCAAGCCCGUAUGGAGGGGGUGGCUUUGGGGGAGUUGGGGGUGGCUUUGGGGGAGGUGGGGGUGGCUUUGGGGGAGGAGGUGGGACUGCCCCUGGUAACACAACAAGGGCAGCAAACAGCUACAGGGAUGAUCUGAUUGGCCCCCCACCUGUGCAGACUACUGCUGAGGGAGAGGCUUCCUUCGCCAGAGGUGGGCAUGGGAUCUUCGGCAUGCCAAAGACUGAAGCAGAGAAGGUGCAAGCUGACAGAUAUAAAAUAGAUUUAAAAAGACAGAUUGAGGAGAAGAGAGCUGAAGAGCUCAGAAAGAAACAGUUGGAGAAAAUGGAUGAGGAAAGAGAGCAGAAGCUGUUGGAAGAGCAGAGGGCCAAGAUGCAGAGAGAGUAUGACGAGGAGCAGAGGAGGCUCAAGGAGAAGGAGGAGGACGCUCGUCGCAAGAAUGAAGAAAUUAUCAGAGCAGCUGAGGAUAAGAAGAGGGAUAUGGAUAAAAGGAGGCGUGAGGCAGAGGAGCAGAGGCUGCUUGAGCUGAGACAGGAGAGAGAACGAGAAAGACAAAUGACUUCUGUUGUGAACCAAAGAACAUACUCCCCUCCCAUUCCUGCUCUAAGGGGCAAACAGGAACAAGGGGGAGAAAUUCAGAAGGCUCCAUCUCCACCAGUUCCAGCUGCAAGACAUAAACAAAUGGACAUAGAACCUGCACCUUCUAAACAAGAUUUCACACCAAGAGCACAAAGUGCUGAUGUGUUGAAUCAGUUGGCUCAGAUGAGGGCGCAGUUACAGAAUGAACGCCUGCGAGUACAGACUAUGUUGGAUGACCAGGAUGAUGAAGUUGAAAUUUAUGAUCCUCGACAAGGUCACAGACUUCCACCCCCAACUUCCAUUCCUGCAAGCAGACCUGAGGUAGAUGUAUUUGAAACAGCCAUGAACCGCAAUGCUGUGGCUGUGAGGAGAACACCCGCAGGAAGGAGACCCUCUGAAGACCGAGCCCAUCCACAACUUGUUGAAGAGUUUAAUGCACUCAAGCACAAAAAUGAUUCUGAUUCCCGUCAAAAGUUUCGUGAGAUGUUCCCUAAUGAGCCUGAGACAAGUGAUGCUUUGGAAACACAGCAGGCAGCCCUAUUGCGACAGCAGGAAAACAAGCUGCAGAACUUAAAAGGCAAAAGACACAUCAACGACACAGACAGUCCAUACAUAGCUAGAGAUGUUCGUAGUUCUUCUCAGCUUCAUUCCAACAGUGCUUUUGUAGAUGUCAAUGACUUUGGAAGUUUUCCUGACGACUUUGAAGACAUGCCGCGUCGUAACGAUUCAGCUCGCUACAGGCGACGGACAAGAGCGCCACCUACACCCAAGGUGGAGACCCCAGACAUUGUCAGCCGAGCCACAUUUGGUUCCCGUGCCAGUCUGAACGUGGACAAACUGGCCAAGAAGAAUGAAGACAGACUGAGAAGACUUCGGGAAUUGCAAGGGGAUGAUCUAUCUCUGUAUGACCCAGAAGAUGUUUUAGACAGGUUUAUGACUAAGCAAGGUCAUAACAGGUUGUACGGUGACGAUGUUGACGUCAGAUCUGACAUCUUCAGUCCCGCAUUUGGCAGCCCCGUCACGUAACACGCUUUUGGACGACACGUGGAUGAGAGCCGGAAGUAAACAAAACUAAACCUUUUGGUUAGCCGUUUGAAAACUUGGACGGGUCUUUUUUUUAUGGAAUAAAUAUUUGAAAAUAAAUAAUGUAUAAUUAUUAUCAAUUGUUUUAUUAGCAAAAAAAAAUUAUUUUUAUUGUAUAUAUUUAUAAUUUAUAAAAUACAUACUAAACUGAAAUACAUCAGACUCUUAUGUCACUGUUAAAUCUUAAAUUGUUUCUUUUUCUAUGACAUAGGUAACUUUUUAUACAUUUUAAUGUAUCGGUAGCAGAAUGUUUUCAUGGCUGUAACUCCAAAAUUGUUUUUGAAUUUUUUUAUAUGUGAUAACUUUGAUGAGAUGAAAUAAUUUAGAGUAUUUUUUUUAUUGUUUUGCUUCAGUCUUCCACUGAAACUUUCAAUCAAAUAAGAGUUUAAUAAUAAUAAUAAUUAAUGACAUGAAAAAUGUUCCUGGUUCUGACAAAACUAGUCACUAUUAAUGAUAAUAUCACGGCAUCUUCAUAAUAUCCCUUACACUUUCAGUAAAAUCAAGUACUUCUUGACCACGUAUGGCUGCCUGGUCUCGUAGUAUUCGCUCUGGACUGUCGUUUCCGCCCGCCUCCAUCCCCCGCUGUCUCGCGGGAGGUUUGGGCUAGGAUGUAAUCAUUUUCAAUUCUGAAGAUAAACACCCGAAAUAUUUAAAAUAAAACAUGACGGUCUUUUUAACUUCUGAUUGUUCAAGAAUGUAAUCACUGCUGACAACUGGUAUGAUUUCCGACAUCACUGAGUGGCUAGCUUUGUCAGACAUUCCAUUUUAUCACGUCUUAUAAUUGGUGUCAGGAGUGAAAAUUUAGAAUAGGCAUUGAAUAAAUAAUCAUAGACACGUUUUACGUGAGCUGAAACACUGUAAAAUUAAUCUGUGGAGGCUCUUAUUCUAGCUUUUUGCUGCUGAGCUGUAAUGUUCUUAAGUCAGUUGUUGUUGGUUUUUAAUGGGAACCUUUAUUGAACAGAACUAUGUGACAUUCUGAACCAGAUUUUCAACGGCAACCCUCUGUGAUAGUUGACAGGUUUUUAUGUCAAUGCUCAGUCUGUGAUAAUGAUGGUAAAGCUAAUAAAAGUCUACAGUCUGAUGUACCAUAGCUUAUGAAACAAGUUGAAAAGUGUGUUUUGGGGGGGGGGGGUAUUUAUGUGUGUGUGUAUAUGUAAGUGUUUGUUUUGUUGCGCGAUUGAGUAAUUGUGUGUGUUGUGUAUUUUGUUCGUAUAGUAGUUUGUACAUGUAGCUGUGUCUUGAGUGUGUUAGUUGUUUGUGUGAUUUUUUAAACGUGUGUUUAUAUAUACAUUGUUCUAUUUACUGCUAAAAGAUUUGUCUGUGUGUCUGAUAAAAAGUGUGUGAUUGUUACUUAGUUAUAUUAACAAUGUCAGCUCUGGGAGAGGUUGUGACAGCGUUGCAUAUUGUCUGGCGAAGAGUUGUAGCCGCGAAUGUAUCUCCGUCAUGUCAUCAAUCAACGUUCAACCUUUUAAGUUAUCAACUCCAAUUGGGUGUGUGUGUGGGGGGGGGGGGGGACAUUGCUUAGUUGUAAACGACAACAAUGUUGUGUAGUCGUGUGUGUUUGCAGACAUGUGCGUGUCUGUGUGUGCAUGAAUUUUUAUGUAUGAAUGUGUAUGUAUGUAUGAAUGUUGGUAUAAAUAUGUGUUUAUGUUUGUGUAUGAAUGUGUGUAGGUGCUAAUAUCUAAUCCAGGGGUUCUCAACCUGUGGGUCGCGACCCCGAUUGACUAUUUGCCAGGGGUCGCUUAAGACCAUCGAAAAUAUGGAUUGCUAUUGUCUACUCUUCUGUUGCUGUAUGUGUGUGUCGGGGGGGGGGGGUCGCGGCAGAGUGGGGGAUUGUAAAAAGGGGUCGCCGAGUUUAAAAGGUUGAGAACUGCUGAAAUUCUAAUCGAAAACAAAAAACAUUUGAGCACGUUCGUACUUGUUCUUUUCAAAAUAUUUCGCGGCAAGGCGAGUGGCAGAAAAUGUUUUGAGUACCGAGGCCAAGAGGCAAUGGUGCACCUGAAGCUGUGGAUGAGGAUGCCACAUUUUACGGGCACCUCCUGGGAAUGAUGCUAACUUAAUCUGAAUGGGCUGCGAACGAAUAAAUGAAACGAAUCGUUUGUCUUUUUAACUCUCAUGUUAUGUUAUGUUAGUCUGUUGUGUUAGUGUGUGAAUAUUGUUCGUAUUUGCAACUAUAUUGUUAUUGUUACAUUAGUUACGCUGAGAUGUUCAGUUGUAGUCAAACUGAAUUUCCAUUUGAUUGGACCAUUAACAAUUAUCUUAUCUCUUUAUCUUGUAGCGUAUUGAGCCGAGACCAGUCGCCAUAUAAGGCCUGAGCACUGACGUCUACGUCGCAACCUGUGGGCAAUGGAGUCCAAUAGCUUGUUGCCAAGGCACAGGUCUGUUCGACGUGGCAACGAGCUAUCGCUAUCAUUCUUCACUGCCCACAAGCUGCGACAUCGCGAGUCAGAGUUGAGGUCUUCUAUUACGAUUGGUCUCGAUUGAACACUGUUUUUGUUAUUAUUUAUUUAUUAUUAUUAAUGAAGAAAACAUGAUCCAGUGUAGUCCCCCCCCCCCUCUAUUUUUGUUUUCAUGACAAAGUUCCCUUUGUAACUAGUGACACAAAAAAAUAUUUUCUUUUUGGAAUGUGUUUAUAUUAAUGCAUUUUCCAUACAUAAUUACCAAAUAUAUGUCCAUAUUAUUAAUUACACUAGACGUACUCAUUAUAAAUGUAUAAGAAGACUGACAUGUGCAUGUAUUCUAAGUUACUGUACAUUUCAACUUAAUGAAAACUGAUCUAUAAAUACAAAUGAUGGUUUGAUUUCAUUGAAUACUGUCAUUAAAAAUAAAUUAUUUGAAUAUUACCUAUCUAAUAUUUCCAUUGUUUUCUUUUUAUAGUUGACAUCAGUAUGGAGAAUGCCUUAAAGGCUGUGGUCACUAGACAUUCAUUUGUCUUGAUAAAUAAAGAUUCGUGUCUUUCU